GCGGCCCCUUCAUGGACAGGAACUACCCGAGCGCCGGCUUCGGGGACCCGCUCGGCGCCGGGGCGGGAUGGAGCUACGAAAGAUCAGCGAAAGCUAGCUUGGUAUAUGGCGGCUCCAGGACUUCCCACCCGGAGACAGACAUCUUACACCGCCAGGCUUAUGCAGCCCCUCACCCACUUCAGGGGUAUGCCACCAAUCAUCACCCUGCAGGGCUCUCUGGCUUGUUUGACACGGGCCUCCACCAUGCUGGUUCAGCUGGCCCAGACGCCUCUGUCAUGAAUCUCAUCUCUGCCCUGGAGUCCCGGGCCCCCCAGCCAGGCCCGUCUGCUUCCUCUCUCCUGUCCCAGUUCCGAAGUCCAUCCUGGCAGACAGCCAUGCACACACCUGGCCCCACGGAGCUGUUCAUCUCGGGAGCCUUGCCCGGCUCGGGGACAUUCCCAUCCUCCUCAGCUCUGUCUGCCUACCAGCACCCAGCCUCAUUUGGGGGCCGCCCCUUCCCGGUGCCAUCGUCCCUAAGCCUCCAGGACCCACCCUUCAGCCCACCAGCCAAUGGGCUCCUGUCUCCACAUGACGUCUUGCACCUGAAGCCUUCCCAGGCCCCAACUGUGCCCUCCUCGCUGGGCUUCGAGAGGCUGGCAGGGAGUGGUGUCCUGGGGCCUGCCAGCCUGGGGCCCGCUCAGACUCCUCCCUAUCGCACGGGACCUCCUGAGCCUCCCCCACCUCCCCGCCAUCUCCCUGCUCAGUUUAACCUCCUGGCCUCCUCCUCUUCAGAGCAGUCCUCUCCCCAGCUGUACAACUUCUCUGGGGCUGCCCCACCUGGGCCCCCACCUGAGCGGGCCUUGCCCAGGCAAGACAGCGUCAUCAAGCACUACCAGAGGCCAGCCAGUGCCCAACCCCCGCCCCCGCCUCCCCCACCCCCGCCGACCCACUCCCUACAGCACUAUCUGAGCUGUGGUGGCAGCUACCCACCCCCAGCCAUGGGCCACCGGGCCAGCCUGGCCUGUAGUCCUCUAGGUGGGGAGCCUUCUCCUGGAGCUGGGGAGGCAGCUAAGGCAGGGCAGGGGGCUGGCACAGGGGGCACAGGGGCUGGGGGCCGGGCAGCAGGUCCAGAGGCUGGGCCAGGGACAGGGGGGCAGGGGGCUGGUGCGGCAGGGGGUGGCUACCGCCCCAUCAUUCAGUCCCCUGGGUACAAGGCAGCCAAGGGGGGUUAUGGGGCAGGGGCAGGAACGGCGAGGCCCCCCCCAUCCCGCUCCACAGCCACACCUAAGUGCCAGAGCCUGGGGGGUGGGGGCUAUGCUACUGGGACUGGGAAGCCCAGUGGGGCAGGCAGUGGUGGGGGGCAAGCUUACUCCCCAGGCCAGCCCCAGGGCCUCCUGGGUCCCCAGGCUUACAGCCAGGGUUUUGGUGCCACCCAGGCCCAAGACCUAAGUAAGGGACCUGGCUAUACAGCAGGGCCUCCCCAGGCUCAGCCUGGUGGGCCCCCCCAGCAACCUCCUCCCAGCCUGACCACCUGCCAAAGCUACUCACCUGACCAGCUCCAGAGCCUUCCUUAUGGGGUGCAGAGUGAAGGUUACCCUGGCCCUGCCCCUCACUCCCAGGGCCUGCCCACAGCCAGCCCUUCACUCAGCUAUAGCACGGGCCACUCUCCAGCCCUGUCAGGCCAUGGUGGGGCCUGGGGCCACACACCAGCCUCCUUAGGCGGUGGUGGGGGUGGGGAAGCUAGUCCCUCCCACAUCAUUCGACCAUUGCAGUCACCACCAGCCACUGGGGGAGGGCGGCCCCCAGGGGUGGCCAGCCCUGGGGCCCCUGGAAAGUAUCUGAGUUCAGUGUUGGCCUCUCCGACCUUCCUGGGCCCCCCUGGUGGGGGUGGUGGCUACCCAGGGGCAGGGGGUGCUGGGGGCUAUAAGGGCAAAGGAGAUGGGGGAGAGCUGCUGGGGGGGCCCGGGAGUGGGGGGACAGGGCAGCGCACUGAAGAUGAGGACUUCCUCAUCCAGCACUUGCUCCAGGCCCCCAGCCCGCCCCGGGGCUCAGGUCCUGAUGGGCUAGUGGGAGAGUGUGAGGAGCAGAGAGGCAGUGAGGGGCCUGGCAGUGGGAAUGGCCCCAAGGCCACCGCAGCCUAUGACCUGGCCAAGGAGGAACAGCAGCGCUACCACCUGCAGAGCGUGAUCCGGACGAGUGCCAGCCUGGACGAUGGGGCCGCUUUGGAGCUGGGGCUGGGGCGGCUGAAGGACAAGAAGAAGUCUGCCAGCAGUGAGCGGGGCACCCCAGAAGCCCUGGCCACCUCAGUGGUCCACUAUGGGGCAGGGGCCAAGGACCUGGGAGCCUACCUGCAGAAGACUCCGCCCCCGCCUGCCCCAGCUCCCCCUCCACCCUCCCACCACAACCUACUCUUGGAGGGUGCCCCUGAGCUUCCUCUUGUCUUGCCUCCCCCUCCGCCUCCACCUCCACCCCAGCUCCUGCCUUCAGUGCUGAGCCAUGCGCCCAGCCCCCCAGCUCCCCCCCCUGCUCCUCCACCUCGCAAAGUUGGGGUACAUCUCCUAGAGCCCAGCCCUCGAGACACUGGACCUCUCCAACUGGAGGCCCACCUGCGGGGGCCCCCUGGCCUCGAAGCUUCUCCCAGCCCCCGGCUGCGUGCUGAUGAGGGACUGGAGGCCCCUGGGGCCAUGCAGGACCUGCUGGGUGCCCUGGAGCCCCUGCCUGCACCCCCUGCCGAGGCGGGUGGCCCUCAGCCUGGGGAGGCCAAGGACCCAGCAGGAGCCUACCGGAGCCCCAGCCCACAGGGGCCCAAGGCUCCUCGCUUUGUGCCCUUGACGUCCAUCUGCUUCCCUGAUUCGCUGCUGCAGGAUGAGGAACGGAGCUUCUUCCCCACAAUGGAGGAGAUGUUUGGUGGAGGAACCAAUGAUGAUUACCCCAAGGCAGGGCCUCCAGAGGAUGAGGCUGACCCCAAGGGCAGUGGCAGCGGAGCUGCCCCUCCAGGUCCUCCGGCCUAUGAUCCUUAUGGUCCCUACUGCCCUGGUGGACCAACAAGUGGGGGCCCUGAGCCACCUGGGCUGAGCUUGGACCCUGGCAAAACCCCUGUUGAGCUGCCAUCCACAGUUAACACGGAACCCUUGGGCCUGAUCCAGGCUGGCCAGCACCAGCCACCGCCACCACCCCCGCCACCCCCACCUCCACCCCCAGAACCUAAGGGCGGCCUUACCUCACCCAUCUUUUGCUCAUCCAAGCCCAAGAAGCUGCUGAAGACCUCAUCCUUCCACCUGCUGCGGCGGCGGGACCCUCCCUUCCAGACUCCCAAGAAGCUGUAUGCCCAGGAGUAUGAGUUUGAGGCUGAUGAGGACAAGGCCGACGUGCCUGCUGACAUACGCCUCAACUCUCGCCGCCUCCCGGACCUGCUGCCAGACCUUGUGUCUAGCUGCCGAUCACGCCCGGCCCUUUCACCCCUGGGGGACAUUGACUUCUGCCCGCCAGCCCCUGGCCCUACUGGGCCCCGUCGUCGGGGAAGGAAGCCCACUAAAGCCAAACGGGAUGGCCCACCUCGGCCCAGGGGACGGCCCCGCAUCCGGCCUUUGGCUGAACCUCCUCCUGGGCCCCAGCUGGGUCCCCAUGCCCCUGGCCCCCAGGCAGAUGGAGCCAGGAAGCCCCGAGGUCGGGGCCGGGGCCGGGGGAGAAAGGCAGAUGAGCCCAACACAGAGGGGCUGGAGCCCCUGAAGCCACUCAAGAUCAAACUGGCCGUGCCCAAAGUGGGUGAGGGUGGUGGCCCUGUGGUGGGCGAGCCAGCAUCUUCUGGCCCCAUGGACAGUGGCCUGGACUCUAGCCAGACCCGGGAGAAGAUCCAGGCAAAGAUCAAGGAGGUGGAAGAAAAGCAGCCGGAGAUGAAGUCGGGCUUCAUGGCCUCUUUCCUGGAUUUCCUGAAAUCGGGCAAACGGCAGCAGCUGCCCUCGGGCUCGGGGCCGCCCCCCAGCCCCUCCAAGGCAGGGCCUACUCGGACUCUGGGGCCUCCUCCAGCAGUGGCCCCCCCACCUCCACCCCCACCCCCUGCCCCCACCUUUGGGCUUGGUGGGGCCCUAGAGGCUGCAGAGAGCGACGGCCUGGGCCUUGGCUGCCCCUCGCCCUGCAAGCGACUGGACGAGGAACUGAAGCGGAACCUGGAGACCCUGCCCUCCUUCUCCUCGGAUGAGGAGGACUCGGUGGCCAAGAACCGGGACCUGCAGGAGAGCAUCUCCUCUGCCAUCUCGGCCCUGGACGAUCCGCCUGCCCCCAAAGAAGCUGGUCCGGCUGCCACCCCCGCCGCAGCCUCCAGCCCUGAGGCCCCCAUCCUGGAAGAGAAGCCGCCCCCAUCACCUGCUCCAUCGUCUCCUCCCUCACCUCCUUCGCCCCCACCCUUGGUGCCGCCAGAGCCCACCUCCUCCUCCCCACUCCCUCCACCUCCGCCGCCUCCGCCUCCUGCCAUCCCAGCUGUGCCAAUGGCACUGCUCUCUCCGCCAGAGGUGCCAACCCUGGUCUCGGCCCCCGCCCCGUCCCCCGAGGAGCCAGAGCCCCCUGAUGCCAGGCCCUUGCACUUAGCCAAGAAGCAGGAGACAGCGGCUGUUUGUGGAGAGACUGAUGAUGAAGCGGGGGAGAGUGGAGGCGAGGGCAUCUUCCGAGAGAGGGACGAGUUUGUCAUCCGGGCAGAGGACAUUCCAGCUCUCAAGCUGGCCCUGCAGACAGGCCGGGAACCACCCCCCAUCUGGAGGGUUCAGAAGGCUCUUCUCCAGAAGUUCACCCCAGAGAUCAAGGAUGGACAGAGGCAGUUCUGUGCUACUAGCAACUACUUGGGUUAUUUUGGUGAUGCCAAGAACCGAUACCAGCGACUCUACGUGAAGUUUCUGGAGAACGUGAAUAAGAAGGAUUAUGUGAGAGUGUGUGCACGAAAGCCUUGGCAUCGGCCCCCAGUCCCUGUCAGGCGUCCAGGACAGCCAAAGGCUGCUCCAGCAUCAUCUGGGACAACAGCCCCAGGGGGUGGGGUGUCCCUUCCCAAGCCCCCAGCUCCCCCUUCAAAGCCAGAGCCCUCUGAGAAAGCUCCUGAGAAGCCCCCUGAGAAGGCCCCUGAGAAGCCCCCUGAGAACCCGCCUGAGAAGGUCCCGGAGAAGGUCCCGGAGAAGUCCCCAGAGAAGUCCCCGGAGCCAGCCCCAGAGAAACCACCUCCUUCAGCACGAGCUCCCGACAAGGAGCGCGCCCUGCGGUCUGAGAGGGCCACACGAGGGGAUCGGGGGCCCCGCCCUGGCCCUCCUACAGCAGAGGCAGCCCCGGCCAGGCCUCCACGCCCUCCAAAGGCCAGGCCAGCCAAGGUGAAGGCCGAGCCUCCCCCAAAGAAGAGGAAGAAAUGGCUGAAGGAGGCGAGUGAACGUUCAGCCGCGACCAGAGGCAGCUCCUCCGAAUCCGAGUCCUCCCCCGGGCCCCCCAGUGAGGAUGAACGGGCGGCCCCUGGGCGGCUACUGAAGACUCGGGCCAUGAGAGAGAUGUACCGCAGCUAUGUGGAGAUGCUGGUGAGCACAGCCCUGGACCCUGACAUGAUUCAGGCCUUGGAGGACACACAUGAUGAGCUGUACUUGCCUCCAAUGAGAAAGAUUGAUGGAAUUCUUAAUGAGCACAAGAAAAAGGUUCUCAAGCGCCUUUCCCUGAGUCCAGCCCUGCAGGAUGCCCUGCACACCUUCCCCCAGCUGCAGGUAGAGCGUGGCAGUGGUGGGGCUGGGGGAGCAGAGGGUGCCCCCGGGACAGGCUCUGGUGCUGUGCGGCUUCGGCCUGCAGGGGACCCAUAUAACCGGAAGACCCUGAGCAAGCUGAAGAGGACUGUGGCCCGAGCGCAGGAAUUCAAGGUGGAGCUGGACAAGUCAAGCUUCUAUACACUCUAUCAUGCUCUCCACCACUACAAAUACCACACGUUCCUCCGCUGCCGGGACCAGACACUGGCCAUCGAGGGAGGUGCUGAUGACCUGGGGCAGGAAGAGGUGGUACAGCAGUGUAUGAGAAAUCAGCCCUGGCUGGAACAGCUGUUUGAUUCAUUCAGUGACCUCUUGGCCCAGGCCCAGGCUCAGGCCCAAGGCCGAUGCGUGUGACCCUGAGGGCCGGGUCACUGACUUGCCCUGCUGGGUUGUAGCCCCUCCCUGCCCCCUACUCCCUUUCACUGUACAGAGAAAUUAUUUAUAUAUAUAUGUAUAAAUGUCUAUUUAGUCCCCUCCCUCCUUUGCCCUCCCCUCCUCUGCCCUCCCCCCCAUGUACAUAAUGUAUAGGAAAAGUCUAUGUAUGGGUGGGGGGGUCCAGGGAGCGUUCCUGCUUCCAAGACCUUUUCUUCAAGGGCCAUCCCCACGCAGGGGGAGGCUGUGGUGGGUGGGGCAGGGAAUCUCAGCUUGUUAAUUAUUUUUAAUCUUAUUUAUUGUACAUACCUUUGGGGAGGGCCUUAGGGGAGGGGGAAGAGAAGGGGUCUUCGCUCCGGCCCCCCUCCUUUUCUACGUCCAGCGCUUUGUGUGUGGUCCCUGGCCCACCUCGCUCCAGUUUCUGAGUGUUGUCUGAAUGUGGUUCUAUUUUUUAUCAGUCUGUCCACCCCCCCACCCCCUCCCCCACCCCUUCCUCUACCCUGUCUUUUCUCACUCUGUCUUUCUCUCGGGCUUCUAAACAAUCCACCUUGUAUACACUGUGUACACAGAACCAGCCAGGCUCCCGAACAGCAACCACUUUAUUUGCA
Molecule: messenger RNA, 6721 nt
Organism: Trichosurus vulpecula (common brushtail)
Lineage: Eukaryota; Metazoa; Chordata; Mammalia; Diprotodontia; Phalangeridae
Gene: PRR12
Product: proline rich 12
Exons: 14
Coding region: 12-6095 (2027 amino acids)
Source: RefSeq, a predicted model, not a curated record